Messenger RNA from Acomys russatus (golden spiny mouse), 2090 nucleotides. RefSeq names its product zinc finger protein 623 (gene Znf623). Gene Ontology annotation, biological process: negative regulation of transcription by RNA polymerase II. Lineage: Eukaryota; Metazoa; Chordata; Mammalia; Rodentia; Muridae. Bases 119 to 1609 code for a protein of 496 amino acids. The transcript has a single exon. The record is from RefSeq and is a predicted model, not a curated record. Gene Ontology annotation, molecular function: DNA-binding transcription repressor activity, RNA polymerase II-specific.
AACAAAAGGAAAAGACCACCUUCUUCUCUCAUUUCAGACUCAACUGUAGGAGCUAAAGGCAAGAAGAUGAUUGGUCCUGAAUCUUGAAUUUCUGGGGAAUGAAAAUUCACGUAAGACGAUGUCAGACAAACUCACAGUGCUAGAGCCCUCUGCCUCUGCGUCCAGGGAAUUUCGUGAAGACAAAUUAGCACAGCUGUUGGGGAACCCAGAAGGGCAGAGCCUGGAGAGUCCCCUCUCUCAGGAUGGGGGCUGCAAACAGUUAACAGUGACGCACUGGAAAAUCCAAACAGGAGAAACAGCCCAGAUGUGUAGUAAGUCAGGAAGAGACCCUAUUCUCAGCUCAAGCCUCCUCAUGCUUCAGAGAGAGCUCACGGAAGGGGAGGCCCAUCCUUGUGGCGCUGCUGGCAGGAGCUUCCCGUUUGGGUCAAGUGUAGUUCCACGUCAGAUUUCUCACCCAGGGGAGAAGCAAUACAAGUGUGAUCACUGUGGGAAAGGCUUCAGUCAGAGCUCUCUCCUCACUGAACACCAGAGAGUCCACAGCGGGGACAGGCUGUCCGUGUGCAACGUGUGUGGGAAAGACUUGACUCACUAUGCGAACCUGAUCGAACACCAGCAUGUUCAUACGGGAGAAAAGCCGUUCAAGUGUGCUCAGUGUGGGAAAGCAUUUUGUCACAGUUCAGAUCUUCUUCGGCACCAGAGAGUUCACACCCGUGAGAGGCCUUUUGAGUGCAAAGAGUGUGGGAAAGGCUUUAGUCAGAGCUCCUUACUCAUUCGCCAUCAAAGAAUUCACACGGGAGAAAGGCCCUAUGAGUGUAACGAGUGUGGGAAAUCCUUCAUUCGGAGCUCGAGCCUUAUCCGGCAUUACCAGAUCCACACAGAAGUCAAACAGUACGAGUGCAGAGACUGUGGGAAAGCCUUUCGACACCGCUCGGACCUCAUCGAGCACCAGAGAAUCCACACUGGAGAGAGACCCUUCGAGUGUCGCGAGUGUGGGAAGGCCUUCAUCCGCAGCUCGAAGCUCGUUCAGCAUCAGAGGAUUCACACCGGAGAGCGGCCUUACGUGUGCACCGAGUGCGGGAAGCGCUUUAGCCAGACGUCCAACUUCACGCAGCACCAGAGAAUCCACACUGGGGAAAAACUCUACGAGUGUAACGAGUGUGGGAAGGCCUUCUUCCUGAGCUCCUACCUCAUACGGCACCAGAAGAUCCACACUGGGGAGCGGGUGUAUGAGUGUAAAGAGUGUGGCAAGGCUUUCCUGCAGAAGGCCCACCUCACCGAGCAUCAGAAGAUCCACACUGGAGACAGGCCCUUUGAGUGCAAGGACUGUGGCAAAGCCUUCAUUCAGAGCUCUAAGCUGCUGCUGCAUCAGGUUGUUCACACUGGGGAGAAGCCCUAUGUGUGCAGCUACUGUGGGAAAGGCUUCAUCCAGAGGGCCACCUUCCUUCAGCACCAGAAGAUGCACUCGGAAGAGAAGCCCCACCAGUACAGUCAGCGUGGAGGCCAUCUUCCCCCGGAGCUCGUCGACCAGGAGGACCUUGCCUUGACUGACACCACCAUUCAUUUAGGAGAGAGGUCUGCAGAGCAGGGGUGUCGUGCAGAUAAUGUAUAAGACACCCUCUCUGAGUAAGCGGUGCUCGGAAACGGGCACACUUGGUAUAUGUGUGGCCUCUAAGCUGUGAGGUGUCACACUUCCCAAGUCACAGAGGGGCUGCUUAUGCCUAGGCCUGUUGUCUGUUAACCAGGGCAGGAAAGCGGAGGGACUGGUCAGCUGAUCUUGAGCUGUACACUGAGGGAGAGACUCUAGAGAAUGUUCUAGAUGUUAUUUGCAGUUACAGCACACCCUCAAGUUAAAUCCUCUGUGAGCACAGCUGUAUUAUUACUUGAGAAGUGGUUACCUAGCUGAAAGGUGAGAGAAAGGAGCUUUUCUCAUGCAAAACUGAAAGUUGGUUCUCUGUUGUCUGGGACUAGUUCAUCUCCAAGCCAUGGGAUUCGUCUCCUCGACUGUUUGAGUCCUGGUAAUUACAGUUGAUGUGUGUGGCUGCCCAUGUCCUCCAGGCUGCUCCCACUCCUGACGGAGCUCCCCCUUUCUC